AUGUCCAAUACGACGGGGGACAAUAAUCUGCCGAUAAAGCGUUAUAGGCGCGACGAGAAGUCUUCAGAGUCUGAAGAAGAUGUUGACAAUUAUGAACCUUACAUUCCAGUAAAAGAACGUAAAAAACAGAAAUUGUUAAAGCUUGGAAGGCUUGGACAGGUUGCUGCGGAGGCUGCAGCAGAGACUAAAAGCUCUAGCGACAAUGAUCCUGAUGAUGACGCAUCUCAAGAGGAGUGGGGUAGACGCUACAAUGUAUCACUUCUCGACCAGCAUAGUGAACUGAAAAGGCUAGCCGAAGCUAGGGCAUUAUCAGCAGCUGAAAGGCAGGCAAGAGAAGAGCAGCAUAUUCUCGAGAGUGUUGCACAGAGCAAAGCUCUCAUGGGUGUAGCGGAGUUAGCUAAAGGCAUACAGUAUGAAGAACCUAUUAAAACUUCUUGGAAACCACCUCGCUGCAUUCUUGAGCGACCACCAGAGAAGAAUGAUCUAAUCAGACAGCAACUCCGAAUCCUUGUUGAGGGAGAGGAUGUACCACCACCUAUCAGAACGUUCCAACACAUGAAGUUUCCUAAAGGUAUCCUUCGAGGUCUUGAAGAAAAAGGCAUAAAGAAACCUACACCAAUCCAAGUCCAAGGUAUUCCAGCAGUUCUGAGUGGAAGAGACAUGAUUGGUAUAGCUUUCACUGGUUCUGGGAAGACCCUUGUUUUCAUUCUGCCUAUCAUCAUGAUGUGUCUUGAACAGGAGAUAAAAAUGCCAUUUAUUAGAAAUGAAGGUCCUUAUGGGCUGAUCAUCUGCCCAUCCCGGGAGUUGGCUAAGCAGACUCAUGACAUUAUUCUGCAUUUUGUAAAGCACAUCAAGCUCUCCGGAAACCCUGAGAUACGAAGCUGUUUGGCUAUCGGAGGUAAUUGA
This is a messenger RNA of Parnassius apollo (apollo), 906 nucleotides long. NCBI's taxonomy places the organism in Eukaryota, Metazoa, Arthropoda, Insecta, Lepidoptera, Papilionidae. The record is from the annotation of a GenBank genome assembly.